Molecule: messenger RNA, 8017 nt
Organism: Hemiscyllium ocellatum (epaulette shark)
Lineage: Eukaryota; Metazoa; Chordata; Chondrichthyes; Orectolobiformes; Hemiscylliidae
Product: V-set domain-containing T-cell activation inhibitor 1-like
Exons: 5
Coding region: 84-818 (244 amino acids)
Source: RefSeq, a predicted model, not a curated record
GGAGUACAGAGCUGGUUGUGUUCCUGUUUUGACAGACGUGGGAAUCAUAGUUUCGCAUUAAAAUUGAAUAAAAUUGAGACAUAAUGAUGCUGUCACUGUGCUGCCUCCUACUUGUUUUACUACUUCCUCAGUUUGAGACAUUCACUUUAACCUGUGACCAGUAUAUCCAUUCAGAGGUUGGUAAAGCUGUCACUCUCAAAUGUUCCUUUGAGAGCCGUUCCAACAGUAACCCGGUCGUGAUCUGGGAGAAGGUUGGCGAAAAACAAACCAUCCACGAAUACAGGGAUAAUCGAGAUGACUUCAGUGAACAGCACAAGAACUACACCAAGAGAACUGCAAUCGCAGGCAAUGCCGUCAACAGAGGAGAUGCAUCUCUUACUCUGAAGAAUGUUAAUGUUUGGGAUGAAGGAACGUACAAGUGCUAUGUCAGCACCAACCAUGGAUUUGAUGAUGAAACAAUUGAGCUGUCUGUAUGGGCAAAGGGUACUGGAGAUAUCCACAUCGUCUGGCAAACUAAUGAUGAUAAUGAUGACGUGCUGACUUGCAAAUAUUCAGGCUUGUACCCAGUACCAGAGGUUAGCUGGAAAGACACACAUGGCAAUGAUUUGGACAGCAUUAGUGAAACAUACCUGUCCAGGGAUGAAAAUGGAUUAUACCAUGUGGAACGUAACCUGAAGAGGGAGCGUGAAGCCAAAAAUCAAUGUAUCUGCUCCAUACAGCACAAGUGGAUGGCAAAGUCCAAGGCUGCUCGAGCUGUAUUCACAAAUGGGCAUGACAUGAUUCGUCUCGAUGAUGGAGAACCUUCUGCUGAUUUAUAAGUCAAAGGGCAUGCUACCAUUGAAGCUUUUCACUGUUGAAUAAUUCUUCUAUUCUUAAAUGACUUGCAAAGCCUGUCCAAAUGCAGGAUAGUACUAGUACUGGUGUACUGGUUCACACUGAGCAGAGUGAGCUAAUAUGUGCUGUCAGAAAAUAUAAGAGCUAAAAGCAGGAAUAUGCAGUUCUUCCUUUCUAGUCGCUCUGCCAUUUAGUAUGACCAUAGGUGAUCUCAACUCAGCCUCAAUAUUCUGUCCAUGUCCCAUAAGCCUUAAACCUGUAACUAAUUAAAAAUCAGUGUGUCUCAUUUUUCAAUUUAUUCAGUUUCUAGACAUUCACAGGCUGAGGUAAAACUGAGAUGCGGAGAAACUACUUCUCUCAGUGAAUCUGUGGAACCCACUGCCCCAGAGUGUAUUCGAUGCAGAAUCAAUUAACUGAUUGAGGAAAGAAAUUGAUAUGUUAGAACAUAGAACAUUACUGCAUUGUACAGGCCCUUUGGCCCUCAAUGUUGCGCCGAUCUGUGGAACUAAUCUGAAGCCCAUCUGUCCUACACUAUUCAAUUUUCAUCCAUAUGAUUAUUCAAUGAUCAUUUAAAUGCCCUUAAAGUUGGUGAGUCUACGACUGUCGCAGGCAGUGCGUUCCAUGUCCCUACUACUUUCUGAGUAAAGUACCUAUAGAACAUUACAGCACAGUACAGGCCCUUCGGCCCUUGUGUUUCUGAUGAAAAACGGGAUAAAUGUUUAUGGCGAGCAGGCAGGAAAGUGGAAUUGAGACCAGCAUAAGAUCAGCCAUGAUCAUGUUAUGUAGUGCAGUGGGCCCAAAGGGCUGAAUUGCCUACCGCCGCUCUUAAUUCCUAUGUUUGUUUCUGUGUAUGUGCCUAUGUAUGCUCCUAUGUAAUGAAUUCCACAGAUUCGCCACCCUUUAAGAGAAGUAAUUCCUCCUCAUCUCGUUUUAAUCUGCUACCCCUUAACCUAAAGCUAUGACCCUUCAUUCUGGAUUGUUUCCCAUUCCCACUCCACUUCUACUGGUCAAACCUUUCUAACAUCUCAACUAGUUCUCUUCCCAUCCUUCUAAAUUCUAGCGAGUUGAGCCUAAAUUGCUUAGUCUCAUCUCAAAAGAUAAGCCUUUCACCUUUCGAAUGGAUCGAGUGAACCUUGGAACUGUGUCCAAAAUAAUUUUGAACAAUUUUCUGAUAUUUUAAUUGAUUUAUUAAGCAGCAGUUUAGAAAUGGUGCAUUAGUGAAUUAAAAAAGAAAUUAGGCAGCAUGAUGGCACAGUAGUUAGCACUAUUGCCUCAUCACCAGGGACCAGGGUUCAGUCACAUUGUCUGUGUGGAGGUCCCUUAUUGGGUCUGUGUCUGUGUAGGUUUCCACCAAGUGUUCUGGUUUCAUCCCACAAUCUGAAGGUAUGCAAAUUAGGUGGAUUGGCUAUACUGACUUAUGAACAUUAUGAACAACUUAUGAGGUAUAGUUUCUAGAUGACUAGAUUGGAGGUGUAGUGGACAGUGAAGAAGGCUACCUCAGAUUACAAUGGGAUCUUGAUCAGGUGGGCCAAUGGGCUGAGGAGUGGCAGAUGGAGUUUAAUUUAGAUAAAUGUGAGGUGAUGCAUUUUGGGAAAGCUAAUCUUAGCAAGACUUAUACACUUAAUGGACAAAGUGAGGACUAGAGAUGCUGGAGAUCAGAGCUGAAAAUCUAUUGCUGGAAAAGCGCAGCAGGUUCAUGCCUGAAACGUUGAUUCUCCUGCUCCUUGGAUGCUGCCUGACCUGAUGCGCUUUUCCAGCAACACAUUUUCAGCUUAUACACUUAAUGGUAAGGUUCUUAGGAGUGUUGCUGAACAAAGAGACCUUGGAGUGCAGGGUCAUAGCUUCUUGAAAGUAGAAUCAUAGGUAGGUAGGAUAAUGAAGAAGGUGUUUGGUAUGCUUUCCUUUAUUGGUCAGAGCAUUGAGUACCGGAGUUGGGAGGUCUGAUACAGGACGUUGCAGCUGUACAGGACGUUGGUUAGGUCACUUUUGGAAUAUUGCAUUACAUCACAUGCAAUUCUGGUCUCCUUCCUAUCAGAAGGAUGUUGUGAAGCUUGAAAGGGUUCAGAAAAGUUUUACAAGGAUAUUGCCAGGGUUGGAGGAUUUGAGCUACAGGGAGAGGCUGAACAGGCUGGGGUUGUUUUCCCUGGAGCCUCAUAGAGGUUUAUAAAUUCAUGAGGUACAUGGAUAGGAUAAAUUGACAAAGUCUUUUCCCUGGGGUGAGGGAGUCCAGAACUAGAGGGCAUAGGUCUAGGCUGAGAAGGGAAAGAUAUAAAAGGGACCUAAAGGGCAACGUUUUCACGCAGAGGAUAGUAUGGAAUGAGCUGCCAGAGGAAGUGCUGGAGGCUGGUAUAAUUACAACAUUUAAAAGGCAUCUGGAUGGGUAUAAGAAUGGGAAGGGUUUAGAGGGAUAUGGGCCAAGUGCUGGCAAAUGAGACUAAAUUAGGUUAGCUAUCUGGUCAGUUUGGACGAGUUUGACCGAAGUGUUUGUUUCCAUGUUGUUCAUCUCUAUGACUCUAUAAAUUGCCCAUAGUGUUCAGGGAUUUUCAGGUUAGGUGAGUUAGCUAUGGUAAUUGUGGGGUUAUGGGUAUAGCAUGGGAGGUUGGAUCUGAGUGGGAUCUGACCUUCAGAAAGGUCAGUACAGACUUGAUGGGUUUCAUGGCCUCUUUCUGCACUGUCAGAUUUUACAUGCUUUCAGUAAAAUACCUGCUACAAGUCACUUAUUUAUUUAUUUCUUUUCUUUGCUCCUCACUAUUCUCAUUGACCCUGAAAGACUAAAUCUUAUGUCUCUGAAUCUCUUGUCAUAUAUCUGAUCACAGAUCUUCCUUUGUCCUUGCUCACGCAGUUCUUGCUCAAAUCCUAUUACAUUUCUCACUGUCUCACUUCUGAUGGAAAGUCACAGAUAACUAUUUUUAUUAACCUGUUACAGUUCUCCAACAUUUUCUGUUUUUAUUCCACGUUUUCAGCACGCAUAGUAUUUUUCUUUCAUAAAAUGUCCCUCCUGAUAUCAUCUCUGCAUUCUGUCUUAUUAUUCCGAAGGUCGGGGGGUUUAUCAGCUUUAGAAUAUUUCUGGUUUGUGGACUAAGAGCAUGAGAUAGAAUGGCCUACAGAAACCUGUCAGCCAGCAACUUCCUGAAAUUGAUUUGUUAUGUUAUAACCAGUGUGUAUUUUUCUUCAGUGCUUUCUUCUCUUCAUUUUCUUUUUCGGCACAGUGGCUCAGUGGUUAGCACUGCUGCCUCACAGCACCAAGGUCCCAGGUUCAAUUCCAGCCUUGGGCGACUGUCUGUGGGGAGUUUGCACAUUUUCCCCGUGUCUGCAUGGGUUUCCUCCAGGUGCUCUGGUUUUCUCCCACAGUCCAAAGAUGUGCAGUUUAGGUGAAUUAGCCGUGUUAAAUUGCCCAUAGUGCUAGAUGCAUUAGUCAGAGGGAAAUGGGUCUGGGUGGGUUACUCUUCGGAGGGUCGGUGUGGACUAGUUGGGCCGAAGGGCCUGUUUCCACACUGUAGGGAAUCUAUUCUUUUGCAUUCCCUUCUUGCAAGAGAGAGAAUUUAGAAAUCCCAUGUCUAUAGGCCCUAAUUCAUAGAACAUAUUAUGUUUGUAAUUUUGGAGAAGAUCAGCAGUCUGCCGAUUCCUGCACAACAGAUUGAAACAGGAAGACACAACAUGCUCACAGCCAUCCUGCCAUACUUCAAGGACAUUUUGGAGAUGACGACCAGACUACUCCAGCCCUUGGGCAUCAUGGGAGCCCACAAACCUACCACCACACUGAAACAGCUCCAGAUGAAUUUAAAGGAUGCCAUACCAACAACCAGCAGAAUGAACGUCAUACACAAAGUACCAUGACUGCAACAAACAUUACAUUGGACAGACAGGCAGGAAACUAGCCACCAGGAUAUGUGAACACCAAUUCGCCACUAAAAGACAUGAUCAGCUACCACUUGUAUCCUUACACAGAGAUAAUGAGGGACACCAGUUCGAUUGGGACAAUACAUCCAUCCUGGGACAGGCUAAACAAAGACACAAACAUUCAAACUGGAACUCCAUUAACAAACACAUUGAUUUGAAUCCCAUUUACCAACCUCUUAGAAAAAGAACUGGAAAUGAUAUCACCCACCAUAAUAGACCAAGACACAUAAAUAGCAACCAAAACAGUACACUGUCUGAGAACAAAUCUUCCAGCUCAGUGAGUAAACUUACAACCUGAACUACAAUCUGAGCUUUAAAUCUUUACAAAAGUUGCAAACCAAGGGAAUCCAUAUCUGAAUUUUUGACAAGGUUAAGAUAACUGACAGGCAUGUGAUUUUGAAUUAACCCUUAGUGAGAUGCUGAGGGAAUGUUUGGUAUAGAACAAUGAACAUAGAAAAGUACAGCAAGAACAGGCCCUUUGGCCCAUGAUGGUGUGCCGAGAUUUAAUCCUAAUGUAAAAUACAGUAACAACCUACGCACCCCUCAACUCACUGCUAUUCAUGUGCAUGUCCAGCAAUCACUUAAAUGUCCCCAAUGACUCUGCUUCCACCACCACCACCGCUGGUAACGCAUUCCAUGCAUUCACAACUCUCUGUGUAAAAAACCUACCUCUGACAUCUCCUUUAUACCUUCCUCCUAAUAUUUCAAACUAUGACUCCUCGUACUAGCCAAUCAUGCCCUGGGGAAAAGUCUCUCAAUAUUGACUCUAUCUAUUCCUCUCAUUAUUUUGGACACCUCUAUCAGGUCUCCUCUCUUCCUCCUUCUCUCCAGAGAGAAAAGUCUGAGCUUAUUCAACCUUUCUUCAUAAGGCAAGCCCCCCAGUCCAGGCAGCAUCCUGGUAAACCUUCUUUGCACCCUUUCCAAACCCUCUGUAUCUUUCCUAUAGUAGGGUGACCAGAACUGUACACAAUAUUCCAAGUGUGGCCUCACCAGGGACUUGUAGAGCUGCAGCAAAACCUCACAGCUCUUAAACUCAAUCCCCCUGUUAAUGAAAGCCAAAACACCAUAUGCUUUCUUAACAACCCUAUCCACUUGGGUGGCAACUUUGAGGGAUGUAUGUACUUGCAUGCCCAGAUCCCUCUGUUCCUCCACAUUGCCAAGAAUCCUGUCUUUAAUCCUAUAUUCAGCAUUCGAGUUCAACCUUCCAAAAUGCAUCACUUCGCAUUUAUCCAGGCUGAACUCCAUCUGCCAUUUCUCAGUCCAGCUCUGCAUCCUGUCUAUAUUGCGCUGCAGCCUGCAGUACCCUCUAUACUAUACUACCUCCAACCUUUCUGUCAUCUGCAAAUUUACUAACCCACCCCUCAACCUCCUCAUCCAAGUCGUUUAUAAAAACUACAAAGAGCAGAUGCCCAAGUACAGACCCCUGUGGGACCCCACUCAACACUGUCCUCCAGGCAGAAUACUUUCCAUCUACAACCACUCUCUGCCUUCUGUCAGCCGGCCAAUUCUGAAUCCAGACAGCUAAAUCUCCCUGUAUCCCAUACUUCCUGACAUUAUGGAUGAACCUACCAUUGGGAACCCUAUCGAAUGCCUUGCUGAAAUCCACAUGCACCACAUCCACUGCUCAACCAUCAACCUGUCUUGGCACCUCCUCAAAGAAUAAGAUUUGUGAGGCAUGACCUGCCCCUCACAAAGCCAUGCUGACUGCCUUUAAUCACACUAUGCUUUGCCAAAUAGUCAUAAAUCCUAUCCCUCAGAAUUCUUUCAAAAACUUUGCUGACCACAGAUGUAAGACUGACUGGUCUGUAAUUGCCAGAAAUUUCCCUAUUACCCUUCUUGAAAAGAGAAAUAACAUUCGUCUCCUUCCAAUCCUCCAGUACGACUCCCGUGGAGAGUGAGGAGGCAAAGAUCCUCACCAGUGGCUAAGUAACCUCCUUUCUCGCUUCCUGGAGCAGCCUAGGAUAAAUCAGUCUUAUCAAUCUUAAUGUUUUCCAAAAUUUCUAGCACAUCAACUUCAAGCUGUCCUUUGAAGCUGGACAUAAGCCACACUUAUCUGCAAUUGCAACUAGAUGAGGAAUCCAAGGUGUACAUCACAAUUAAUACCCAUGAGGGUUUGUACCAAUGGCAUUUGACUGCACUCUUUUCCAGCGAACCAUUUUGCAAUAAUGCCAAUACCUACAUGAUGUAAAAGUAAUUUAAUUGCCUCAGUGAAAAUUAAACCAAGACCGAGCCUGUGCUCUAAAUUGUGAAUAUUUCUGAGUAAGUCCUUUAUUCUAUGACAUGGAUCGAAUAUUAUCAUUAGGUAGAAGUUUGUUUUUAUACAUGUAUCCCUGAUUACUUUUUAUUAUAAUAUUAUUCUUAUUUCUGUAAUUAAGGAAGACAACAAAUUGUGUAAGCUUAUAAAAUGAUUGUAGGAGAUUUUUCUUUAUUCAAGGAGUGCCAGUGUUGUUGGGUAGGUCAGUCAAUCAUUAACCAUCCCUAAUUUCCCAGAGGGCAAUUAAGAGACAAAAACAUUUUUGUGUGUCUGGAGUCACGUGUAGGCCAGAUCAGGUAGAGACAGUAGAUUUCCUUCCUUAACAUCAGUGAACCAUAUGGGUUUUUAUAACUGACAGUAACCACAUGGUUGCCAUUAGGCUAACUUUUAAUUCCAGAUUAUAUUCAUAGUUUGCCACCUGCCAUAAUAGGAUUCAGACCUGUGUCCCCAGGACAUUGGCCUUGGUUUCUGGAUUGCUAGUCCAUUGACAUUACCACAACAUCACCUGUUCAAGUUACUCCUGGAGCAGUGUUUUGUGUGACAGAAAUCAUUUGGAUUUUCUGAUCUCAAGGAUGCAUUCCCUACUUCGUGUUCGAUUCAUAUAAGACUCUGCACUUUUAUCUCUUGUCUAAUCAUUUUGGAUAUUUGUUUCUGUGAUUUUAUUAUUCUUGUGAUUAUUUUUUGACGCAAAAGAUGCUUGAAAUAAAGUUCAAAUAUCUAGGAAACAUUGGUUGAAUUUUCACUUGCCUUCUGCAAAAUCUUUUGUCUCAUUUAUUUCUGCUGUAUCCUCAUUUAUGAUAUUAUUUUCUUACCUCUCAUUUCCUGGAAAGCACUUGGUGCUUUAAGAUGUACCAGGUAAGUCAGUUUCAGCAGUUGAGGCGUGAAUGGGAUUGUCUUGGAAAUGAGAAGAUAAUUGUGUUGGGCAGCGCCGACGGCAACUUCUGUCUUAACGCUUUGAUGAAUACAUGUUCAGGAUGGCAGUUGUUUCCUGUAACCUUUGAAAAUUCUAUAAAAGUGUUUCAAAUUGUG